Molecule: messenger RNA, 4410 nt
Organism: Anopheles nili
Lineage: Eukaryota; Metazoa; Arthropoda; Insecta; Diptera; Culicidae
Gene: sli
Product: protein slit
Exons: 20
Coding region: 1-4410 (1469 amino acids)
Biological process (GO): axon guidance
Molecular function (GO): heparin binding; calcium ion binding; Roundabout binding
Source: RefSeq, a predicted model, not a curated record
AUGUUGAUGCUGCUCACCGUGACGGUGGUGUUGGCCCUCGUCGUUCCAUCGAACGAGGAACCGUACGGUGGCGGCGGUGGUGGUUAUUUUGGAGCCGAAACGCGCUGUCCGCGGCUGUGCUCGUGUACCGGUACGACGGUGGAUUGCUCUCAUCGCGGAUUGACCCAGGUGCCUCGGAAGAUCCCGCCGGAAACCGACAGACUGGAUCUGCAAGGCAACAACAUCACCGUCAUCUACGAGUCCGACUUCCAAGGAUUGGCAAAGCUGCGAAUACUGCAGCUGACGGACAAUCAUAUCUACACGAUCGAAAAGGACGCCCUGCACGAUCUGAUUUCGCUGGAAAGAUUACGACUUAAUAGCAAUCGCUUAAAAUCAAUACCAGAUAAUUUUUUAUCCAGUGCCGCUAAUUUAUUACGAUUAGAUCUGUCGCAAAAUGUCCUCACCGCUGUGCCGAAGCGUGCAUUCAAGGGAGCGCCAGCCCUACGCAGCCUUCAACUGGACAACAACCAAAUCACCUGCCUGGACGAGGCCGCCGUGAAAGGGCUGACCGAGCUGGAGAUACUAACGCUGAACAAUAACAACAUCACCACGCUACCACGCGACAUGUUCGCCGGCAUGCCACGCCUGCGAGCGCUGCGCCUUUCGGAGAACCCAUUUGCGUGCGAUUGUCAUCUUUCCUGGCUGGCUCGGUACCUGAAGAAUGCAUCACGCUUGGCCCCGUACACCCGGUGCCAUUCGCCCGGCCAGCUCAAGGGCCAGAACGUGGCGGACCUGCACGAGCUAGAGUUCAAAUGCUCCGGUCUCACGGAAAACGCCCCGAUGGAAUGCGGUGGCCGGAGUCUCUGCCCUCAUCCGUGCCGCUGCGCCGACGGCAUCGUCGACUGCCGUGAGAAAAGUCUCACCAUCGUCCCGUCCACGCUGCCGGAGGACACAACCGAGCUCCGGCUCGAGCAGAACUACAUCACCGAAAUUCCACCGAAAGCGUUCACCAACCACCGGCGCCUUAAGCGGAUCGACUUGUCGAACAACAACAUUUCGCGAGUCGCCUACGACGCCUUCAGUGGGCUGAAGUCGCUAACGUCGCUCGUUCUUUAUGGUAAUAAAAUCAAGGAUUUACCGGCGAGCGUUUUCAAAGGAUUAACCUCCCUCCAACUGCUGUUGCUGAACGCGAACGAAAUCAGUUGCGUGCGAAGGGACGCUUUCAAGGAUCUGCAUAAUCUGAGCUUGCUGUCGCUGUACGAUAACAACAUCCAGUCGCUGGCCAACGGGACGUUCGAGUCCUUGAGAAGCAUCCAAACGCUGCACCUGGCACGCAACCCGUUCAUUUGCGAUUGCAAUCUCCGUUGGUUGGGCGAUUAUCUGCACCAGAAUCCGAUCGAAACGAGCGGGGCUCGGUGUGAUGCGCCCAAGCGCAUGCAGCGUCGCCGAAUCGAGGCGUUGAAGGACGAAAAGUUCAAAUGCAUGGAUGAUUACAGUAAGAUCAAGUACUCGGGCGAGUGCCGCAUGGACCAGGAAUGUCCGGCGGCCUGUCAUUGCGAUCGCACCACGGUCGAUUGUUCCGGACGCGGCCUGAAGGAAAUUCCGCGCGAUAUUCCCCUCUACACGACCGAUCUACUGCUCAACGACAACGAGCUUAAUCGCAUUAAGUCCGACGGGCUGUUCGGUCGACUGCCAAACCUGGCAAAGCUGGACCUGCGGCGAAACCAGAUAUCCGGGAUCGAGCCGAACGCCUUCGAGGGUGCCACUAAGAUACAGGAGUUGUUUUUGAGCGAGAACAAAAUCGCCGAAGUGCACAACAAGAUGUUCCUGGGACUGCAUCACCUGAAAACGCUAUCACUUUACGACAACAUAAUCACCUGCGUCAUGCCGGGCUCCUUCGAGUAUCUGACGUCGCUGACACAGUUAAAUCUGGCAUCGAACCCGUUCCGGUGCAACUGCCACCUUGCGUGGUUCUCCGAUUGGCUGCGAAAGAAGCAGCUGAAUGGGCCACCGGCCCGGUGCACUUCCCCGUUGAAGGUGCGCGACACACCGAUCAAGGAUUUGCCACACUUUGACUUUAAGUGCACGUCCGACAUGGACCAGGGUUGCCUCGGUGAAGGUUACUGUCCCCCGUCAUGCACCUGCACCGGUACGGUCGUGCGGUGCUCCCGCAACAAGCUGAAGGAAAUCCCCAAAUCCAUCCCAGCAGAGACGACCGAGCUAUAUCUGGAGUCGAACGAAAUCUCCAUGAUCCAUUCCAGUCGCAUCAACCACUUGAAGGCACUCACCAGGCUCGACCUGAGCAACAACCAAAUUGGCAUCCUAUCCAACUACACUUUCGCGAAUCUCAGCAAACUGUCCACACUCAUCAUAAGCUACAAUAAUCUGCAAUGCGUGCAGCAGCACGCUCUGGCCGGCUUGACCAACUUGAAGGUUCUUUCACUGCAUGGGAACAAGAUUUCCAUGAUUCCCGAGGGCACCUUCAACGAUUUGCAAUCCAUCACGCACAUCGCCCUUGGAAGUAACCCACUUUACUGCGAUUGCUCUCUACGCUGGCUGUCCGAAUGGGUCAAGCGAGACUAUGUGGAACCGGGCAUUGCACGUUGCUCUGAGCCGGAACCAAUGAAGGACAAGCUGAUUCUGUCUACGCCGUCCAGCCAGUUCGUAUGCUCAGGCAAGGUGCACAAUGAAAUUCUCUCCAAGUGCGAUGCCUGCUAUACUUUCCCAUGCAAAAACGAUGCCGUUUGUAGUGCCCUACCGGAGCGCCAGUACGAAUGCAAGUGUAAACCCGGUUAUCACGGAACACACUGCGAGUUCAUGAUCGACGCUUGCUACGGUAAUCCGUGUCGCAACAACGGCACUUGCACGGUACUGGAGGAAGGCAGAUUCAGCUGUCAUUGCCUGCAGGGCUACUCCGGAUCACGGUGCGAGGUUAACAUCGAUGACUGCAGCGAUCAUAAGUGCCAGAACAAUGGCACCUGCGUGGACGGAGUGAACUCGUACAGCUGCUCCUGCGAGGCCAGCUAUACAGGGGAGUACUGUGAAAGCAAGAUCGAGUUCUGUGGAAAGGACUUCAACCCGUGCCAGAACGGAGCCAAAUGCGUAGACCACACAACGCACUACACCUGCGAAUGCUUGCCUGGAUACCGAGGGCUCAACUGCUCGGAGAACAUCGACGAUUGCGUGAACCAUAUGUGCCAGAACGGAGGAACGUGCGUGGACGGCAUCAACGACUACACGUGCAAGUGUCCGCAUGAUUUUACCGGCAAAUUUUGCGAAGGCGCACCCAUGGUGGCCAUGAUGUAUCCGCAGACGUCCCCUUGCCAGCAGCACGAGUGUAAGUUUGGUGUUUGCUUCCAGCCCAAUCCGUCCAGUGCGGACUACAUCUGCAAGUGCGCCCCAGGCUAUUCGGGUAAACGCUGCGAGUAUCUGACCAGCUUGACCUUCCUGCACAAUAAUUCCUUCGUCGAGCUUGAACCACUGCGCACCAAACCGGAAGCGAAUGUGACGAUCGUGUUCAGCAGCACGCAGCAGAACGGUGUGCUCAUGUACGAUGGCCACAACGAGCAUCUGGCCGUGGAGCUGUUCAACGGUCGCAUCCGUGUGAGCUACGACGUUGGUAACGAUCCCGUGUCGUCGAUGUACAGCUUCGAGAUGGUCGCGGACGGAAAGUACCACAUGGUGGAGCUGUUGGCGAUAAAGAAAAACUUUACUCUCCGAGUGGACCGUGGCCUGGCACGUUCGAUCAUCAACGAAGGCUCGAAGGACUAUCUGAAGUUGACGAGCCCGAUGUACCUCGGAGGUUUGCCAGCGGAGCCAGGCCAGCAGGCGUACAAACAGUGGCACCUCCGCAAUCUGACCAGCUUCAAGGGUUGCAUGAAGGAAGUGUGGAUCAACCACAAGCAGGUUGACUUCCUCAACGCCGCACGUCAGCAGAAGAUCACCCCCGGGUGUGCCCUGCUCGAUCAAGAGAGCGAGGGCGAAAUGGACGACGAGUUUAUGCAGGAGACGCCGGUGAUCUUCAAAGAGGUAAAUCCGUGCGAGAACCAUCAGUGCAAACGCGGGGCAAAGUGCGUGCCCAACGGUAAGGGUGGCUACUCCUGCAAGUGUAAGAAAGGCACCAAGGGCAAAUACUGCGACCAAGGUGAGGGAACGGUAUCGCUAGUGAUCGACGAGGACCCGUUCAAAACUUCCUCUUCCGCUGCCUCCACUUGCCGCAAGGAGCAAGUGCGUGAGUACUACACUGAGAACGAUUGCCGCUCGAGGCAACCGCUGAAGUACGCCAAGUGCGUAGGAGGCUGCGGCAACCAGUGCUGUGCCGCCAAAGUCGUACGCCGAAGAAAGGUACGCAUGGUGUGCAGCAACAACACCAAAUACGUGAAGCAGCUGGAUAUUGUGCGAAAGUGCCACUGUACGAAGAAGUGCUACUGA